Otolemur garnettii (small-eared galago) is the source of this 2403-nucleotide messenger RNA. RefSeq names its product ClpB homolog, mitochondrial AAA ATPase chaperonin (gene CLPB). Gene Ontology annotation, cellular component: mitochondrion; cytoplasm. The coding region runs from base 208 to 2331 and encodes 707 amino acids. The transcript has 17 exons. Lineage: Eukaryota; Metazoa; Chordata; Mammalia; Primates; Galagidae. Gene Ontology annotation, biological process: cellular response to heat. The record is from RefSeq and is a predicted model, not a curated record. Gene Ontology annotation, molecular function: ATP binding; protein binding; ATP hydrolysis activity.
CAUUGUGACGAAAUCACAUAGCCUUCUGGGAAUUGUAGUUUAUUUCCUCCUCAGCCGAAGAAAAAUCUAGGGCUGUGGACUACCACUCCCGUGAGGUAGUGAACAAUUCUACUGCGUUCGCGGCGUCUUCGAACGCGCCGCGGCAGCCAUGUUGGACGUGGCCAGCACAGGGGCCGGCACCAGGGGGUUAUUGAAGCAGCUGUCACGAUGCUGGGGUCCCUGGUGUUAAGAAGGAAAGUGCCGGCACCACGGCUCCUCCUCCGGUUACUCAGGUCCCCAUCGCUCCGGAGCCAUGGAGGUGCUUCUGGCCAGAGUGUGAUCGCCGGGGGUCGUGGAGAGCCGCAGUGGCUGAGGGCAGCCGCCGGGGGGCGCCCUGGAACAUCGCUAGCCUUGCUCCCCGCACAAGGGGCAGCCGCCGGGGGGCACCAGGGAGGACAAGCCGAGACCCAGUUCCGCGCAGCUGCCACGUGGGAACGCCUUCCUAGUGUUGAAGAAACACUGCCGGGACAGGACAGCUGGAAUGGAGUCCCCAACAAGGGCAGACUGGGCAUGUGGGUCCUGGCCACAGCGCUGGUGGCUCACUGCUACAGCAAGAAUCCAUCCAACAAGGAUGCAGCCCUGUUGGAAGCCGCUCGUGCCAACAAUGUGCAAGAAGUCCGCAGGCUGUUAUCAGAAGGUGCAGAUGUCAAUGCAAGGCACAGACUUGGCUGGACAGCACUCAUGGUGGCAGCCAUCAGCCGAAAUGACAGUGUGGUACAGAUCUUGCUUGCUGCUGGGGCUGACCCAAACCUUGGGGACGAUUUCAGCAGUGUUUACAAGACUGCCAAGGAACAGGGAAUCCAUUCUCUGGAAGAUGGGGGACAGGACGGUGCAAGCUGGCUCAUCACAAACCAGUGGACAAGUGCCCUGGAGUUCAGGAGAUGGCUAGGACUCCCCGCUGGCGUCCUGGUUACCCGAGAGGAUGACUUCAACAACCGGCUGAACAACCGUGCCAGCUUCAAGGGCUGCACAGCCCUGCACUACGCUGUCCUUGCUGACGACUAUCGCACUGUCAAGGAGCUGCUUGAUGGAGGAGCCAACCCCCUGCAGCGGAAUGAAAUGGGACACACCCCCUUGGAUUAUGCCCGAGAAGGGGAAGUAAUGAAGCUUCUGAGGACUUCAGAGGCUAAGUACCAGGAAAAGCAGCGGAAACGUGAGGCUGAGGAGCGGCGCCGCUUUCCCCUGGAGCAGCGACUGAAGGAGCACAUCAUUGGCCAGGAGAGUGCCAUUGCCACAGUAGGUGCUGCGAUCCGGAGGAAGGAGAAUGGCUGGUAUGAUGAAGAACACCCUCUGGUCUUCCUCUUCUUGGGAUCAUCUGGAAUAGGAAAAACAGAGCUGGCCAAGCAGACAGCCAAAUAUAUGCACAAAGAUGCCAAAAAGGGCUUCAUCAGACUGGACAUGUCUGAGUUCCAGGAGCGACAUGAGGUGGCCAAGUUUAUUGGGUCCCCACCAGGGUACGUUGGCCACGAGGAGGGUGGCCAGCUGACCAAGAAGUUGAAGCAGUGUCCCAAUGCUGUGGUGCUCUUCGAUGAAGUAGACAAGGCCCAUCCAGAUGUGCUCACCAUUAUGCUGCAGCUGUUUGAUGAGGGUCGGCUAACAGAUGGAAAAGGGAAGACGAUUGACUGCAAGGAUGCCAUCUUCAUCAUGACCUCCAAUGUGGCCAGUGAAGAGAUUGCACAGCAUGCACUGCAGCUGAGGCAGGAAGCUUUGGAGAUGAGCCGUAACCGUAUUGCUGAAAACCUUGGGGAUGUCCAGAUUAGUGACAAAAUCACCAUCUCAAAGAACUUCAAGGAGAAUGUGAUCCGCCCAAUCCUGAAAGCUCACUUCCGGAGGGAUGAGUUUCUGGGGCGGAUCAAUGAGAUCGUCUACUUCCUCCCCUUCUGCCAUUCGGAGCUCAUUCAACUAGUCAACAAGGAACUGAACUUCUGGGCCAAGAGAGCCAAGCAAAGGCACAACAUCACACUGCUCUGGGACCGUGAGGUGGCAGACGUGUUGGUCGAUGGCUACAAUGUGCACUAUGGUGCCCGCUCCAUCAAGCAUGAGGUAGAGCGCCGUGUGGUGAACCAGCUGGCAGCUGCCUACGAGCAGGACCUACUGCCAGGGGGCUGCACUCUGCGCAUCACCGUGGAGGACUCAGACAAGCAACUACUCAAGAGCCCGGAACUGCCUUCACCCCAGACUGAGAAGCGUCUACCCAAACUGCGGCUGGAGAUCAUCGAUAAGGACAGCAAGACCCACAAACUGGACAUCCGGGCACCACUGCACCCUGAGAAGGUGUGCUACACCAUCUAGCAUCUGCCUCCCUGCCUACAUGUGCCCUUAACAUCCAAUAAAGGCCCCCUAGCUGUGGCAUGGCAACUGACA